GCCCCAUCCUCCUUCUCUCUCCUCGUAUAAAGCGCCGCAACCCACGACGGCGACGCCGCCCAUGGGAGCUCCACCACGCGCCGCUGCCCCGGCUCCACGCCGCGAACCCUAGCCGCCCGCCCCUAUGGCCGCCGAGUCCUGCGGCAGCCGCGGCGCCUCGCCCCCGCCGCCGCCGCCCGCCUCCGCUGGCCGCGCGGCCGGGAGGCAGCGGAAGGCCGAGGCCUACGCCGAGGUGCUCCGCCGUAUCCGCGCCGGCGGUUACGGCGGCGGCCGCCCGGAGUUGGAGGAAGAGCUCUGGGCCCAUUUCCAAGGCCUACCGGCCAGAUACGCUUUGGAUGUCAAUGUAGAACGGGUAGAAGAUGUCUUACUGCACAAGAAAUUGCUUGAGCAAGCCCGUGACCCCAUGAAUGGGCUGGUCUUUGAUGUUCGUCCUUCACAGGUUGUUACUCUGGAGGAAAACACCGGAUUCGAGUCCUCAACCUCCUUUAAGCAAGAAGAACAAGAUCCCCAAUGCUCAGCAUUUGCAUCAAGAGAUCAAAGGCCUUUGCAUGAAAUUAUAUUUGCUUGCGACGAUAAGCCAAAGCUUCUUAGUCAGUUAACCUCUCUUCUUGGGGAGCUUGGUCUUAAUAUUCAAGAAGCACAUGCAUAUUCGACGAGCGAUGGCUGUUCCUUGGACAUAUUUGUUGUUGAGGGCUGGGAGUAUGAGGUUGACAUACUCCGAAAUGCAUUGAGGAAAGGUGUUGAUAAAAUAAAGUACAGAGCAUGGCCGUUGGUCCAGUCGAUGUCUGCUAGGAUUGAUCACCAGCCAUUGGAGGUUUCUGCUUCAUCCAACUUCGUCCAAAUACCAGUUGAUGCAGCUGAUGUUUGGGAAGUUGAUCCCAGGCUUCUCAAAUUCGAACAAAAAUUAGCGUCUGGAUCAUUUGGUGAUCUGUAUGUUCAAGAAGUAAAUUGUAGUAGUUUCUCUUAUUUUUAUGUAACUGAGUUAUUUGGUGUGCCAUCCAUCAGAUACCAUGGGACGUACUGUAGUCAGGAUGUAGCUAUCAAAGUACUCAAGCCUGAGAGGGUUAGCGUUGAUAUGCUGCGUGAGUUUGCACAGGAAGUAUAUAUAAUGAAAAAGGUUCGUCACAAGAAUGUUGUCCAAUUUAUUGGCGCAUGCACGAGACCACCUAUUUUGUGUAUAGUUACAGAAUUCAUGCAUGGAGGGAGUAUUUUCGACUUCCUGUACAAUAGACAAGGAAGUUUUCAGCUCCCAGAUGUGAUAAGAAUUGCAUCUGAUGUGUCCAAGGGAAUGAAUUACUUGCAUCAGAUUAAUAUUGUUCACAGGGACUUGAAGACUGCAAAUCUUCUUAUGGAUGAUCAGGUUGUCAAGGUUGCAGACUUUGGGGUCGCAAGGGUUAAAGACCAGUCAGGAGUUAUGACUGCAGAAACCGGAACCUACAGAUGGAUGGCCCCUGAGGUCAUUGAGCACUUGCCGUAUGACCAUAGGGCGGAUGUUUUCAGUUUCGGGAUAGUUCUUUGGGAGCUGCUGACUGGAAAGCUUCCAUACGAAGACAUGACACCUCUUCAGGCGGCAGUUGCUGUUGUUCAAAAGGAUCUGAGGCCUACUAUUGCUGCUGAUACUCAUCCUAUGCUUGUGGAUCUACUUCAGCGAUGCUGGCAGAAAGAUCCAGCUCUAAGACCAACCUUCGCAGAGAUUGUGGAUAUACUGAAUUCCAUAAAAGAGGUGGUUCGGAGUUCUGGGCAUCACAAGAGACAUUCAGGUCGAUCUCACUCUGGGAAGAGGCGAGGCUGUUGAUGCGGCAGUUUUGUUUAGUGUUCUACGCCUUUUCUUUGUUGCCCUUUCAUCAUUUUUCAUAGGCCUUAUACUUUUUUCCAAAAGUUUUCCGUCUUUGGUCAUAGUUCAGUGAUAGCUUCAGAAUACGGCCAUAUGAGUUUCUUGUGUUCAUUUUGAGGGGGUCGGUUACAUUUUUUAACUUUUGACUAAUGUUGCAAGAGGAAUUCCACUUUUUUGACGUGUGCCCA
Molecule: messenger RNA, 2022 nt
Organism: Panicum virgatum (switchgrass)
Lineage: Eukaryota; Viridiplantae; Streptophyta; Magnoliopsida; Poales; Poaceae
Product: serine/threonine-protein kinase STY17-like
Exons: 14
Coding region: 125-1795 (556 amino acids)
Biological process (GO): protein phosphorylation
Molecular function (GO): ATP binding; protein kinase activity
Source: RefSeq, a predicted model, not a curated record